Phacochoerus africanus (Common warthog) is the source of this 516-nucleotide messenger RNA. RefSeq names its product proline-rich protein 36-like. The transcript is spliced from 2 exons. Lineage: Eukaryota; Metazoa; Chordata; Mammalia; Artiodactyla; Suidae. The coding region runs from base 1 to 516 and encodes 171 amino acids. The record is from RefSeq and is a predicted model, not a curated record.
AUGUCGAGGGUCGGGCUGCCCCGCCCCGCCCGGCUCAGGGCCCGGCCGCUGUCGGACGCGUCUUCUCACCUAGCAUCCCGCCCGCAGCCCGCGCCCCUCGCUCCUGAGCCGCUGCCGCCGACGCCACUGCUCAAGUCCGCGAUCAACUUUCCCUCGCUUCCUCCGCCCUGCUCGGCCCCCGCCACCCAGACCCCGCCUCCUGACGCUCCCUCCCUCACCUCCCGCCUCGCCCAGCCCCCGCCCUCCCGGCCGCGCCCCGCCGCUCACCCUCCCUCCACCUGGGGCCGCCAGGAUCCCUGCACCCCCCACCCCCGGCCCCACUUGGACCCCCGGCCCCACUUGGACCCCCGGGAGCGGCGCGAAGCCCUGCCAGGCGCUCAGGGCAUGAAUAUUUUAGUGUUGGUGAAGCUGCCCUCUGCCGAUGUCAUGGCACCGGCUGCUGUGGCAACUCGACGAAUCCCCCAAAGGGCAAGGAGGAAGCCCAAGGAAGGGGCCCCAGAGUCGCUGAGCGCCUAG